AACAUCCUAAGGUCUUUUCUUUCUCUGAUCUUCUUGAGUGACUUAAAAUGGUUUCCACUCCUCCUAAGAUAACUCAAUCAGAACAAAAAGGGGUGGAAUACGGCCCUGCCCGUCGAGCCAAAUGGUGGUACUCGACUUUCCACACGGUGACAGCCAUGAUAGGUGCUGGUGUUCUCAGCUUGCCAUAUGCCAUGGCCUAUCUAGGAUGGGGUCCAGGGAUCUUGAUGUUGUUACUGUCAUGGUGUCUGACCUUAAACACAAUGUGGCAAAUGAUCCAGCUACACGAAUGUGUUCCGGGAACUCGUUUCGAUCGAUAUAUUGAUCUUGGUAGACAUGCUUUUGGACCAAAACUUGGAGCAUGGAUUGUUCUACCUCAGCAACUGAUUGUACAAGUUGGGUGUGAUGUUGUGUAUAUGGUUGUUGGUGGAAAGUGUCUAAAGAGUUUUGUGGAGAUAGCAUGCACCGAUUGUGCACAAAUCAAACAGUCUUAUUGGAUUAUGAUUUUUGGUGGAAUUCAUUUUUUUCUUUCUCAGCUUCCUAAUUUCAAUUCUGUUGCUGGUGUUUCUUUAGCCGCAGCUGUGAUGUCAUUAAGCUAUUCAACUAUAGCCUGGGUGGCUUGCUUAUCCAGAGGUCGGAUCGACAAUGUCAGUUAUUCGUACAAGCAAAUCAGCAAAACUGAUAUGUUGUUCAGAGUCUUCAAUGCACUUGGUCAAAUUUCAUUUGCAUUUGCGGGCCAUGCAGUGACCCUCGAAAUUCAGGCUACGAUUCCAUCAACACCUGAGAAACCUUCGAAGAUACCGAUGUGGAAAGGUGCUAUUUGCGCUUAUUUCAUCAAUGCGAUAUGUUAUUUCCCGGUUGCAAUCAUUGGAUAUUGGGCUUUUGGGCAAGAUGUUGAUGAUAAUGUACUUAUGUCACUAAAAAGACCUUCAUGGCUUAUUGCCUCUGCUAACUUGAUGGUAUUCAUCCAUGUUAUUGGUAGCUACCAGGUUUAUGCUAUGCCUGUUUUUGACUUGAUUGAGAGGAUGAUGAUGCAAAGAUUGAACUUCCCUCCUGGUGUAGCGCUUAGACUUGUAGCUCGAUCUGCUUAUGUAGCUUUUACAUUAAUCUUUGGAAUCACUUUUCCUUUCUUUGGAGAUCUUCUUGGAUUCUUUGGUGGUUUUGGUUUUGCUCCAACAGCAUAUUUUCUUCCUAGCAUAAUGUGGCUGAUAAUCAAGAAGCCAAAGAGAUUCAGCACCAACUGGUUCAUCAAUUGGGGUUCAAUUUACAUAGGUGUGUGUAUUAUGGUGGCAUCCACAGUUGGUGGCUUAAGGAACAUUAUUGCUGAUUCAUCCACUUAUAGUUUCUAUACAUAAACUACAUGAUGUUGCAACUAUCUCAAACUUUAUCCAAUGUCUUUACCUUAUUGUAGUAUGAUGAAUCAUAAUUAUUGUAUGAUUAAUUUAAAAAAAAAAACUCUCAUAAAGUAGCACAAUGUUGAAUUGCAUUGUGUACACUAUUAAA
Molecule: messenger RNA, 1500 nt
Organism: Lathyrus oleraceus (garden pea)
Lineage: Eukaryota; Viridiplantae; Streptophyta; Magnoliopsida; Fabales; Fabaceae
Product: lysine histidine transporter-like 6
Exons: 8
Coding region: 48-1352 (434 amino acids)
Source: RefSeq, a predicted model, not a curated record